AUGCUUGUUGGUAAUGCACUUUACUGGUUGAUGGAUAUUAUGACCGAUGACAUACUUGAGUUUGAUUUGGAUCAGCAGAGCCUAGCUGUGAUCAAGGGGCCUCCCAUUACAGAUGAUUUCCGCCAUGCCAGCCAUUGGAUCGUGCAGGCUGAGGAUGGUGCUGUUGGCUUCGCCAUAUUGACUUGCAGUCACUUACAAAUGUGGCAGAGGAUUAUAAAUUUCCAUGGUGUUGCCACAUGGGUGUUAUGGAAGACCAUUGACAUGCAUACCAUCCGUGGGCUCCCUCCCCAGAUUGACAUGAUACGUAUAGCGGGAUGCAUUGAGGAUACUGACGGACUAUUUCUAUUCGUGGGCCAUGAUGUCUAUAUGGUUCAACUUAAUUCAAUGCAGUCUAGGAAACUUUUUGAAAACCGUGGUUAUACUUACUAUCAUUCGUUCAAGAGUUUCUAUCAGCCAGGUGAUUGUUCAUCCUUAGUCCUCAUAUUGCAGGAGUAG
Messenger RNA from Triticum turgidum subsp. durum (durum wheat), 495 nucleotides. Lineage: Eukaryota; Viridiplantae; Streptophyta; Magnoliopsida; Poales; Poaceae. The record is from the annotation of a GenBank genome assembly.